UUUUUUGAAAAAAAAAAAAAAAAAAAAAAAAAAAAAAAAAUUUUUUUAAAAUUAGAUAAAGAUGUAUCAUUAAUUGAAUUAUAUCCUGGUGAAACAGUUCAUUAUAUUGAUAUUAUAAGUCGUGAUGUUUAUCUUCCAUUAUUAUGUUGUAAUUUAAUUGUAUCUGAUGUUGAAAAAGAUCGAUUUUUGGAUUUAUUUCAUCGUUUACUUAAUCAAACAGCAGCAACACAUACAAUUCAAGCUGAAUCAGUUGUACUUCCAUUACCUGCAUUUAAUAUUCUU
Messenger RNA from Rotaria sp. Silwood2, 282 nucleotides. The record is from the annotation of a GenBank genome assembly. NCBI's taxonomy places the organism in Eukaryota, Metazoa, Rotifera, Eurotatoria, Philodinida, Philodinidae.